AUGAGUGUUAAGUAAACAAAGAAACAAAUAGCUAGCUUAGUGGUUAAUUGCUGCUCUAAAAAAACCAGUAUUAAGAAGUUUUUCGAACUUAUCGAGGUUUAACAAAGCCAUUACACUGACUUCUCCUAUUCAGGAAAUGGUGCAUUUUCAUUUGUGCUAAAAUCGACCAACAAAAAGACAGGCUAAAUCGUAGCUCUGAAAGUGACUGAAUGUGAUGAUAACGACAUAAAUGGUAUGAAGCAGGUUGAUGAAGAAUAUAGACUGCUUAGAUAAUUUUCUAACUGUAAAUACAUCGUUUAGGUAUUUAAUUGUUUCUUUUUAACAGAAGAAGAAAGUUCAGAUGAAGAGAGCAGUAAUGAUGAUAGCGAGGAGAUCAAAAAACAAAAAAAAGAAAAAAAUCUGUUCUUUGUAGUUGAGCAAGAGUUCUGUUAAACAAAUUUAGAAAAUUUCUUCACUCAAUGCAGAUUAAAAAAAUCAUAUCCAUGCUAACAAUAGAAAGAAGUUAUGGCAAUUUAAAUGCUUGAUUCUAUAGCUUAUCUUCACAGAUUUGAUUUACUUCAUAGGGAUAUCAAACCAUCUAAUUUUCUUCUUUCAUUAGAUGAGAAGGAAAUUCCUACUGUCAAGAUAUGUGAUUUGUCUUUUGCUUCUGCUCUUAAGAACAAUAAAUCCAGAAUUACAGUUUCUAAAAUUAAAGGAACUUAAGCUUAUUUUGCUCCAGAAGUAGAAAAAGGCAUUUACAAAAAAGGGUCAGAUAUUUUCUCAUUAGGAAUAGUUUUGUUAGAGUUAGAUAAUAUGGCAAUUUUUAAUUUUAACGAAACUACAAAUGAAGAUAAAUUAGAAAUUAAAUUUGCUAAGAUUUUCCCUAAUUAUUAGAUUGACAGACAAUCAUAUAUCUACAAGAUAGCUUAUUAAUGUCUAAAUUACUAUGUAGAAAAUCGAAAAUAAGCCAUAGAUUUACUCAUUCAGUUCAUAUAAGAAAACUAAAAUUAUUUAGCAGUUGAACUUUCUUCUGUAAUUAACAGAUCUUAAUUAUUGCAGAAAUCAGAGCAACUAAGCUAAAUUCAAAAAUCUAUUAUUGAAAAAUAAUAGAAAAAGAAGAGUGAAAUCUUAGAACUCUCUUAAUCAUCCAAAAAUCAAAAACAUUUCAAAAAUUUAAUCUAAAUGUUUGAUGUCCUUCAGUAAAAACCCUUUAAGGCAUAAGAAUAUGAAACUAUUCUAAAGUUACUUUAGAGUAUUCCUAAAUAUGACAGCAAUUUUGAAUUCAUUUCUGUAGGUGCGAAAGGUUUGGUCCUUGGAACUUUUAACAAAACUUUAGGAUUUAAAACAGUUUUAAAGAUUCAAUAAGUUCAAUCUAAACAUGAAGUUGUUCAAGAAGUUGGAAUCAUGAGAGAUUGCUAAAUGCCUCUUGUCAUUAAGUUUUAUGGCUAUUUCUACUUGUCAGUCAAUAAAAAUGAUGAUUUUGUAGUUUAUGAGAUAGAGAAAUGUUCUGGUAACUUAAAAUAGUAUUUGACAAGACUUCAAAAAGAAAACAUUGCCCUUACUGAUAACCAAAAAAUGCAAAUUGCUGUAUAGAUUAUUGAUGUUGUAAAUUAUCUCAAUUAUAAUGGAAUUGUUCACAGAGAUAUCAAAUUAGAUAACAUUCUCUAUAUUGAAAGUUAAUCUGAUGUUCCCACAAUUAAAUUAGCCGAUUUUGAUCAAUCUAGAAAGCUGCCUUAUGAAUUGUAUUAUAGAGAUGAUGAAUUAGUUAAAGACUACUUUCCAGUAUAAGGAAUUAGUGGCACAUUUGGGUAUAUAGCACCAGAAUUUUUCUAAAACAUUUUGUACACUUUUGAGUGUGAAGUAUUCUCAGUUGGAGUUUGUCUUGCUUUAUUAGAUAAUUUUGAGAAAUUAGAACCUGUUAUUUUAAAAAAAGCACAAGAUUACUUUUUUGGAUUCAAAAUACCUUUUGAAUAAAAUUUUCAUGUAAAAGAAGAAUUAAUAAACAGAAAGAGUUAGAUUUAUGAUAUCCUACUAAAAACUGUUGUAUUUCAACCAAAUAACAACAACAUAGGCUCAGAUGGGGCGAAAGCAAUUGCUUCCGAAAUAGCUAAAUGUCCUACUCUCUCCACUUUAAGCCUUGACCUUGGUAAAAACAACAUAGGCUCAGAUGGGGCGAAAGCAGUUGCUUCCGAAAUAGCUAAAUGUCCUACUCUCUCCACUUUAAGCCUUGACCUUACGUUAAACAACAUAGGCUCAGAUGGGGCGAAAGCAGUUGCUUCCGAAAUAGCUAAAUGUCCUACUCUCUCCACUUUAACCCUUUGGCUUGGGGGGAAUAGUAUAGGCUCAGAUGGGGCGAAAGCAGUUGCUUCCGAAAUAGCUAAAUGUCCUACUCUCUCCACUUUAAGCCUUGACCUCUAGAUGAAUAGUAUAGGCUCAGAUGGGGCGAAAGCAGUUGCUUCCGAAAUAGCUAAAUGUCCUUCUCUUUAAGAUUUAAGGAUUGAUUUAAGGAAUAAUAAAUUGAAUGGGGAUGUUUAGUUUAUGAAUCUUUUACCAAAAGAUAUUUAAAUAAAAAUUAAACAUUUAAAUUAAGUAGUUUUUAAUAGAUUAAUAGAAAAUAAUUAAUUUGUAAAAUAAAAUUGA
Tetrahymena thermophila SB210 is the source of this 2619-nucleotide messenger RNA. RefSeq names its product kinase domain protein. Gene Ontology annotation, molecular function: protein serine/threonine kinase activity; ATP binding; protein binding. Lineage: Eukaryota; Ciliophora; Oligohymenophorea; Hymenostomatida; Tetrahymenidae. The transcript has 17 exons. Gene Ontology annotation, biological process: mitotic DNA damage checkpoint signaling; protein phosphorylation. The record is from RefSeq and is a predicted model, not a curated record. Gene Ontology annotation, cellular component: nucleus.